This is a messenger RNA of Anneissia japonica, 1394 nucleotides long. RefSeq names its product receptor-type tyrosine-protein phosphatase T-like. Gene Ontology annotation, molecular function: protein binding; protein tyrosine phosphatase activity. The transcript has 8 exons. The record is from RefSeq and is a predicted model, not a curated record. Bases 546 to 1394 code for a protein of 282 amino acids. NCBI's taxonomy places the organism in Eukaryota, Metazoa, Echinodermata, Crinoidea, Comatulida, Comatulidae. Gene Ontology annotation, biological process: protein dephosphorylation.
AAUGAUGAGAAUAUCGGACUUAACAGAAUGCACCGAAUACGUAGUUGACUUAAGAGUCGUCAAUGACAAAGAAUUUAAAAGUCCAUGGAGCGAAGCUAUUAACAUCAUAACGUUACCAUCAGAUCCACAUUUUGUAUCUACAAAUUCGACAAUUUUGGAAACGUCAUUCACAAUGAAGUGGCAUGCUCUUGCAUCAUGUAACAGUGGAACCGACCUUUUAUAUCACUAUCGCCUCAACUACGUGAAAAGCAAUGACGAGUAUACAAGUGGGAACACAUCAGAUACAGAAGUAGAAAUCACAAUCAGUGAUGCUGUUGAGCCAUGUACAGAAUUUAGUUUUAACGUUUCAGUCUCAUUUAUGGGUGUAAUAGGACCAGCAAGUUCCAUAAAACUUUCAACGGACGCCGAACGCAAGUUUCCAUUGAUCUUUUUCAUAUUAAAAUACUUAAUAUUAAUAAGCUGCUGUUGUUGAAUGUAAUAUAUGUUUUAGAACAACCUAACGGGUUUUUUUUUUUCAUACAGCUAUUUAUACUUAAAUACAGUAUAUGUUAUGCUUACCUUUUCCAGUUCCGGGAGUUCCAGAGAUCAUAUCAGCAGAAUAUUUUGGUGGUAGUAUUAAUGUUGAAUGGCACCCUCCUGUAAACAUUCAAUGUCCAGUUAGCUACAGUGUUAUUUUGCAAUGUUGUGAUGAAAAAACCUUCUCCAAAGAUACAAAUGAUACACAAGUUACCUUUACGGUUGAAGAUGGAAUAUCACCAGACAAAAACUACACCGUAAAGGUAGCAGCAAUUACGAUGAAAGGCUUGGGUAAUUAUUCGGCCAUUCAAGCCGUGAAAGUGAAUGAAACACAAAAUACACAAGGGCCGAAUAAACAGAUUCAAAUUGUGAUUGGGAUUGUAGGUUCAGUGGUUGCCAUUCUUGUUUUCAUCACACUUACUUACUAUUUGAGAAGACGUCAGAAAGGGAAACAAGAAGAUCAUCAAAGCCCCAUUUUAAAAUAUCAACCUGAAGUUAACAAUGCUGCAGGGGCAGAGAAAGGUGACAACGUACGCAUCAGAACAAAUAUAAAACAACCUGUUUGUAACGAGAAUAUCGACAUCGAGCCUGUCUACGAAAAUACAGACAUACCAUCCAGAGAUAUCCCGUUAAAAGAGCUCCAUGCUUAUGUUAUGAUGAAGCGAUCUAACUCUGUGGAUUCAAUGAAAAAAGAAUUCGAGGAUCUCGGAACAAAGCAACGCCACUCGUGGGAUGUUGCUAAGCAUUCAGAUAAUAAGACGAAAAAUAGAUAUGCAAAUGUAGUAACAUAUGACAAAUCACGUGUUAUUUUGAAGUUAGACGGGAGUACAGCAGGAUCUGAUUAUAUCAACGCUUCCUAUAUCGAUGUAAUUUUAUAA